GCGUUGGAAUAAGCUAUAAAUUUGUAAUGUCACUCAAGUUGGCGUCUAAAUGGUAAAGAAUUUCGCUAAAAAACGGCUGUCAAACUAAAGAAUUUAAAGCCGUGAAGAUGGAAGACAACUCAGUGGAGAGUUUGUCAGAGGUGUUCAGAUGUUUCAUCUGCAUGGAAAGGCUUCGUGAUGCAAGACUGUGCCCUCAUUGUUCUAAGCUUUGCUGCUUCUUGUGUAUCAGGAGAUGGUUAACAGAACAGCGUCCUCAAUGUCCUCAUUGCAGAGCAUCAUUACACCUUCAUGAAUUGAUCCAUUGUCGAUGGGUGGAAGAGGUCACACAGCAAUUAGAUUCCCUUCAGUUGACAGCGCCGGCCAAGGGCAGGGACGACACAGACAAAGAUAGGUGCGAGAUUCAUCAUGAAAAGCUGAGCGUUUACUGCACGACAUGCAAGAAGUGUAUUUGUCAUCAGUGUGCUUUGUGGGGAGGAACGCAUUCUGGUCAUACAUUUAAGCCUCUCGAUGAGAUUUACGAUCAGCACGUGUCUUCAAUCACAGACGAGGUUGCUGCGUUGCGUCGAAGAUUGAUGGAGUUAAUCAGCUUGGUGCAGGAAGUGGAAAGGAAUGUAGAGAGUCUUCGAGAAGCCAAAGAAGAGCGUGUUCGAGAGAUUCGGAACGCGGUGGAACUGAUGAUAGCCAGGCUUGACUCUCAACUCAAAAGCAAGCUGUUGACUCUAAUGGGCCAAAAGAAUUCACUGACCCAAGAAACCGAACUUCUGGAAUCUCUCUUGCAGGAAGUCGAACACCAGCUGCACUCGUGUUCAAGAAGCGAGCUAAUCGCUAAAAGUGGCGAGUUACUGCAGAUGUUUAACCAGGUUCAUCGCAAGCCCAUGGCGUCUUUUGUCACCCCUCCCAUCCCUGCAGACUUCACCAGUGAAAUCGUCCCUCCUUACGAUACCAGUACGUUUUGUAUCACGCAUUUCAGUAUGUUGAAAAGAAAAGCAGACCCUGUUUACAGUGAACCGCUAAAUGUGAAUGGGUUGAGCUGGAGACUCAAGGUGUAUCCUGAUGGUAAUGGUGUUGUACGGGGUAACUACCUCUCUGUCUUCUUAGAGCUGACUGCAGGUCUGCCAGAGACAUCCAAAUACGAGUAUCGAGUAGAGAUGAUUCAUCAUGCUUCACCUGACUCCAGCAAGAACAUCGUAAGGGAAUUCGCUUCUGAUUUCGAAGUUGGCGAGUGCUGGGGAUAUAACCGUUUUUUUCGUCUGGAUUUGUUGGCCAGCGAGGGGUACCUCAAUACAGCAAAUGACACACUUAUUCUACGAUUCCAAGUCAGACCUCCAACAUUUUACCAGAAAUGUCGAGACCAGCAGUGGUACAUCAAUCAACUAGAGACGGGUCAACUUCAGUGCAUUCAACAAGUGAAUGACUUGAAAGAGCGAUUGGCUAUUGAGCUGUCACGUAAUCACACUGCUCCGCCCACUGGAUCAGGAGCCUCGCCUGAUAGAAGUCACGUGUCACUCCUAGAACAAUCUAUCGACAACGAUGAUGAAUCGGCUGACCAUACGUUAGUCAAACAGUCACGAGACUUUCAAACUGCAUUCAGCAAGACCAGCAGUACGAGCAAUAAAAAGAAGAGAACGCGUAUACAUACUGCUAUAGACGUAGAGAUGACUACAGGGCCGACAAUGCAGCCAUCAGAGGAAGGAGAAGAAGUAACAGGAGAGGAAAACGCCAUGGACGACGAAGAAAACCUUGAGGAUGAAGAAGAAAAAAGUGAAGAGGAAAGUCCCGAAGAAACAGACGACGAAGAACAUUUCGAAUCCACUAUCUUAGAUGGCACUCUAUCUGAACACGGCACGUGCGCAGAUGAUGCAAAACAAGAAUCAUGUGAUGAGGAACAGCAGCCACAGACAGACAAUCAAUGUCAAGGGGCCGCAGAUGACAGUGAAUGGGAAACACAAGAGGAGGACGAGGAAGGAUGGACAUUAGAAGACGUACAGUUCGAAAUAUUGGAUUCCAACAUCGAGGAAAAGAAAGACGAAGAAAAGAAAGAACGUCAAGCCGAGGCGCAAAGCGAAACAAAUGCCACUUCUUCUUCAAAUACCUUGUCCUUUAUCGAACCAGAAGCCAGAGUCCUACUUAACCUUCUAAAACUUAGUGAAUCAGGAUCUCGUUGGAAAACUUCAAGUGGUUCUACGAGAAAAGCUGUAUCUCUCAUAGACAUGCCUCGAGCGGAAGAAAAGGCUGCAUCCAAACGCCGAGCGCGCUACGAACGCUGUAGCAGCAUGUUGGAAAAGCUACAAAGUUGUCUGAAUCGAGCUGAAGCGAAGAGUACUGCCAUUGCUGCACUUGGAAGUAUGAAGCAUCUUGAAGAAGCCAUUACAAACACGUCUCAAUCCAAACACUCCAGAGCCCACAGACAGAGAAGAGGAGCCUCCUUACCUGUUGUUAACACAAGUCCAAGGAGCAAGUCAUCACCAAAGAGACAUUCAGAUGCCUGUAGCAUAGUACCUAACCUAGAUGUCGGUGGCUGCAGCCCUGAGCAAGACACAGGAAGCCCAAUAUCUAAACGUAGCCUGCCCGAGAAGAUCGACAGCCCCUCGAGCAGUAGACAGGCCGCGUUACACUCAGGCAUGCGAGCCAAGGAACCAGUUAGAAAGGUGGUUCGAUCAAGUGGAAACAGCUCCACGAUUGGCCGAGAUGGUCUCCAGAGAAGUUCACAGCUUCUAUCGGAGCUCAAGCGCGCAUCAACGUUAAACAAAGCCUACAGGUUAAGCUUCACUAGCCCAGAAGAGGAAGAACUUCUCCGUGCUCUAGACGUUGCAUCACGGAAUGAAGACCACAAUGAUUCUGGUUGUAAUGAAGGGGACAGUGUGUUAUACGUGAGCACUCACUCUUCUGACGAUGAGUUCACGUCAUCGAUUAUGUCACAUCAUCACUUAGCUUCAGGCAGUCCAGCAUCACCUAAGAGACCUUCCAGCACUGAUCUUAAUACCAGUCAAGGAAGCCAACACGAUGAUAGUGAACAAGAUAAUGAUGAUCAUCACUAAACCGAUGAGCCUCCCCAGCUAAAGCAGCAUUACUUGAUGGACAUACGUUCAUGAUAAUAUUAAAGCAGAUUUCUAUGAGUGAGGGAAAAGUGCUUUGAAUUGGUAGCGUAUCGGUGGCGGUUUUGGGUUUUUCUCCAACUGUAUACACCUAUUUCGAAACGUAUGUCGAACAUCUAAAAAUCUUAGACUAAAAGAAUUUUUUGUACUUUCGUUUUCUUGCUAAGAUACGAAAAAGUCACAUUUUUAAGUUCUUGCUUCGUAAUCAAAUCCAAAAGAAACUACGCUCGUUGGCUGUGAAAAUAUUACAAUUUGCAGCGUGCUAAUCGGUCUGAGAUUUCAGAUCUCAGAUAUCCGACCGACAACGUUUUUUGGCAUAGGUGUAUACGCGUUAGGGCUGGUAUCAGCCAAGAAUCUGUAAUUUGCCCCGAAACGUGGUUCUUGGGCGCUUCAAAACCAACGCAGCUUGAAAUUAAGCUUAAUGUAUGCGUUGUGAUGGGAUGAAUUGUACAAAAUUGAAAGCCAUCUCAUUGCUACGAGAUAUCGUAACGCGUACGUGCUGUAAGUCAAAACCGUACGUUUUCCACUCAUACGAAAAACACUAUCAUCCUAUAAUGAGAGAAUUUAGAGUGUAAAUCUAUAAACCACCAUAUAGUUGUAUAUAGUUGGAGUUCUGUAAAAAGUAUUGGUGGGGAUCUUGGAGUGUAAUCUAUCGUAAUAUAUUGUCAAAAUGAAUUUGUGUAUAUAUUCUAGUCUAUGUAAUGCUGGGAACAGAUAGUAAAAUAUGUUAUUUUUGUAAUGUAUGA
Molecule: messenger RNA, 3841 nt
Organism: Actinia tenebrosa (Australian red waratah sea anemone)
Lineage: Eukaryota; Metazoa; Cnidaria; Anthozoa; Actiniaria; Actiniidae
Biological process (GO): aggresome assembly; protein monoubiquitination; protein autoubiquitination
Cellular component (GO): peroxisomal membrane; aggresome
Molecular function (GO): zinc ion binding; ubiquitin protein ligase activity; tumor necrosis factor receptor binding
Source: RefSeq, a predicted model, not a curated record